AUGUACGGCUCCCAGUCCAUCUACCCCGGUGGCACCAGCUCCAGAGGGCCAUUUCUCAACAUGCUCAACCCAAUGGGCCGGAACUACCAGGGCUACGUACAAGCCAACCAAUCUGUCGUCGAGGAAGAGGACGAGGAUAAUCAUGACCUGGAGUCCGGCUCCCCCGCCCAGUCCGCGACCAAGUCGCGCGGCAAGCGCAAGGUUGGCUGGGGCGAGGGUUCUCAGAUGCACGUUCUCCGUCCCAACAACCGCCAUGCAGAUCCCAAGGACGGCGAGGAAUCUUCUGACGAUGAAGUACCUCAAGACUUUAUGAUUGAGGCCUCCGCGCCCCGACGCCGCCCUGCAUCUCCGCCCACCACAAAGGCUUCGAAGAGGAAGGAGCGAGAGAAGAAGUCUUCACAUCGGGCUUCAAAUUCAGGGACCUCCAAACCCAUCCUUCCCACUACUUCGGCAGAUACCCCUCUAUCGAUACCGCCUCGCCCCUCCGAGCUCAAUCCCGACCCUGAACCACCGCAGGACGCGCCCCUACAUGAGCCACAGACACGACAAAUGCGCGGAUUGGACGCUCACGAACGAGCUUUAUGGAAUUGGGUUAAUGUAUACAACCUCGACUCAUUCUUGCAAGAAGCGUACUACUAUUACGAGGGGAAAGGAAUCUACAGCAUAGCCCUCUCCCGAGGCCUCAAUCUCCUCACAGUUGGGUUCGUAAUCAGCUUCUCUACAUUUCUGCUGGGAUGUGUAGACUAUUCCCGGGUACGACAUGACAAGAUUACCCGACUGGACGAGGUUAUAAUUCAGAGAUGCGUCUCAAGGUUCUCUGGAUUUACACUCCUGUUCUUCAUGCUCUUCUCUGCUUUCUUCAUCUGGCAAAUUGUGUCAUAUGCACUCAGCAUGAUGCGUCUCGUCGACAUGUACCGAUUCUACACCCAUCUAUUGCACAUACCUGACCAAGACAUUCAGACAAUAUCGUGGCCGGAAGUUGUACGACGCAUAGGAGCCAUCCGAGAAGACAAUCCUCUUACCGCAAUCUCGUCGAACACCGCGACGCAUCAAUCAGUUACCGCUAAGCUUGACGCGCACGAUAUCGCGAACCGAAUCAUGCGCCAGGAGAACUACCUCAUUGCGCUCUUCAACAAGGAAGUGCUCGACCUCCGCAUCCCGCUCCCUCAAGUUUUGGCCAAUUUUGCUUUCUUGAGACAGAGCGAGGAAAGCAAAGGCAAACGGCUUACUCGCGCACUCGAAUGGAAUCUCCGGUUCUGUUUGAUGGAGUAUCUGUUUGAUGAAAGCGGUCGCGUGCGCAAGGUCUUCUUGAAGAGCAAGAAUAGACCGGUGCUGAUCGAAGGGCUUCGGCGAAGGUUGAUCUUCAUGGGCAUGCUAAAUGCGGUGUUUGCGCCAUUCAUCGUGUUAUAUCUCCUUAUGUACUCGUUCUUCCGUUACUUCGAGGAGUACCAUAAGAACCCAUCAAAUAUAGGUGGUCGCUCGUACACCCCAUAUGCUCAGUGGAAGUUCCGCGAAUUCAACGAGCUCCCGCAUCUCUUUAAACGGCGCUUGAACGAAUCCUACGAGACCGCGAGCAUGUACAUCGGCCAAUUUCCCAACGAAAAGGUCACAAUUAUCGCUCGUUUCGUUGCUUUCAUCGCGGGGUCCUUCGCCGCUGUCCUCGUCCUCGCCUCCGUCGUCGACCCCGACCUCUUCCUUCACUUCGAGAUAACCCCCCAUCGAACCGUGCUUUUCUACAUCACCAUCUUCGGAUCUAUCCUCGCAGUGGCGCGUGGGAUGAUCCCUGAAGAAAACCGUGUUUUCGACCCGGAGUUGCUCAUGACCGAAGUUGUGCAGUACACCCACUAUUUGCCGGACGAAUGGAAGGACCAGCUCCAUUCCAAGAUGGUGCACGAAGAGUUUGGUCACUUGUUCGAGAUGAAGGUCAUGACAUUCGCGCAGGAGCUCGCGAGCGUGCUCUUGACGCCAUUCGUGUUGUGGUACUCGUUACCACAGUGCGCGCCUGCGAUCGUCGACUUCUUCCGGGAGUUCUCGGUGCACGUAGACGGCCUUGGGUACGUGUGCUCCUUCGCGGUGUUCGAUUUCCAGCGGCACGGAAAUGUCAAGUUCGGUGCUCCAACAACAGCAGUCGACGAGCGCUGGCAGUCCAAGGAGGGCAAGAUGGAGAAGUCCUUCCUCAACUUCAAGGCCGCUCAUCCGGACUGGACCCCCGCCGACCCCUCCGGUUCGCUCUACCUCUCCCGCAUCGCCGACUUCUCCGCCACGCACCCGCGCCGCCGCAGCCUCAUCCACCGCGGCGCCCCGCACAUCGCGCCCAUGCCCGGCGGGGACCCGCUCGAGUCCACCGUGCAGCUCCACGCCCCCGGCGCCGUCGGCGCGAGCACGAUGCAGAGCGUCGUCCGCCGUCGCGGCGGGAUGGGCAUGGCGGGCAGUGUGCUCCACCCCGCGCAGCUCCGCCCCGCAGACUCGGUCCUCAUGCACUCGCAGGCGGGCGCGAUGGCCCAGACCGCCGUCCUCGGCGACUCGCAGGGCAGCGUGAUGCCCAUCCCCGACGCGCCCGGGAGCCCCAGGGGCAUAGCGGAGUCGACGAUCCCGGAGGAAGACCUGGCCGCGGACGGCGGCGUGGGCAGCGCGCUGGGCGAAUCGUACGUCGAUGGACGGCGGCCGCGGGCUGGAGCCAGCCAGAGCGCGUCCGCUGUGCAGGAUGACGAGGAGGACCUGGAAGACGGGGGCGUGCUUGGCCUGUUGGCGCAGAUUUACGGGACGGGAGUGAACUUGAAGGGAAGAGGCAGGGGGCCCCCGAGGGCGAUCUGA
Messenger RNA from Epithele typhae, 2814 nucleotides. Its product is annotated as APG9-domain-containing protein. The transcript has 8 exons. Gene Ontology annotation, cellular component: phagophore assembly site; autophagosome. Gene Ontology annotation, biological process: autophagy of mitochondrion; protein localization to phagophore assembly site. Bases 1 to 2814 code for a protein of 937 amino acids. Lineage: Eukaryota; Fungi; Basidiomycota; Agaricomycetes; Polyporales; Epitheliaceae. The record is from RefSeq and is a predicted model, not a curated record.